AGCCGGUUAGAAACAGAGAAGAUAAAGAGAAAAGAAGAGCAGGAGAAACACGAUAAACAAACUUCUGUCAUAGAUACAUACAUCAAGCGGAAAGUUGCUGCGCAGGAUGUGGUUGAUGAUAGACAACAUGUUCUGCAGCCACACUUAGACUUCCAUUCAUAUUGAGCAUCUUCUUUGAGCCUAUUCAGAACGGAUAUAUGCAUACGUUUAAAUAUAAACCUUUUCUCUCAACAAUGUUUAUUCAUUUAUUUAUUUAGUAUCCAUCAGUGAUGUUAAUCCAUCAUUGUGAUUUGUUCUGUAAAUGGCCAUAUAUAAUAUUUAUAUUGACUAAUACUACUGUAUACUAAAUAAAUAAUAUUUAAUUCGACUUUAAAAACUAAACAUCUUAAACAAUUAUUCAAACCACAACAGUCUUCUAAAGUAGGACAUGCAGUCGGGACGCAACAUAUAACUGGCGAUAUAAAUGAAGGACAAUUCCGUAUUUUACAGAACGGGUUGCAGCCAUACUAACAUCAAAAGUAGACUACUACAGUGAAUACCUUUUUUUUUUUUUUUUUUUUUAACCAAAAAUAUGCUACACGGAAGUAAGUCAGCAGUCCUGCAAUAGGUGUUGAUUUAGGUUUCGUUUCCUCAGAAUGAAAAUCUGAGAGCUACUUCCACAGUGUCAUAUUUACUGCGGAAAGCGAGCACGUAAGGGCGUCGGUGCGAGGUGAUUUAUUUACUUUUCUCCGAAAGUCUGUCACAUUAAGCCUUGAAGAAGACGCCCAGGACGGUUACACUGCGGAUGAGAGUGGAUGAGAGUCUUUGUACCGAUCGCAUUAAUGGUCAGGAUUUGUGAUAGUAAAUCAGCUGCAAUGGAUGUUCACAAUGAAUUAAGCAUUAGUGAUUUACAUUUGUGACCAAGGAGCCACGUUGCAAUGGCAGAUCGGGAUGAAAAGAAGUGUCAGGAGGAGGAUCUCUCACUUGACCUCAAGGAUUGGAGUAAGCAUCAUGUGAGACAGUGGGCUCUCAAGUUGGAUGGUGUGGAUGACACGGUUGCUGACAUACUCUUUCAGCAGGACAUUAAUGGGCAUAGUCUUUUGCUUUUAGAUGCAACAGACUUAAAGAAUAUUGGUUUGACUCUUGGACCAGCAAAAAUUAUCAUUCAUGCUAGAGAUGAGGUAGUACAAAUGAAGAAGGAGGAGCCAACAAGCUCUACCAAUCAACCUAGGAAACCAUGCAAACCUUAUCCAUUUUGUAGAUACCAUGAUACAUUCAGAUACAUGGAGAACAGCGUUCUUGAUAUUACAGAGUCAGGUGCCUCAGACAUGAUAGAACCUUGCCAUGAGUACAAAGCUUUCAUCAACACGACAGAAGAAACUGAAAUGAGCAAGUUCACUGCUGAGGUUAUUCGCUUUGCAGCUGCCUGCAUGAAUUGCCGCACUAAUGGCACCAUACACUUUGGAAUAGGGGACAAGCCAGACUUCAUCCAUGGCCAGGUGUUGGGGGUGGUUGUUGGGGACAAAGAGGCUUAUGCAAAUGAACUUAAAUCUGCCAUAAAUCGUUGUUUUGAGCACAAACACAAACAGGCUGCUCAAACAUGCAUCAAACCACCUCGAUUUGUUGAAGUUCUCAACAAGAACAUGAUGUCAUCUGACAAAUGUGUGAUAGAAGUGGACAUAGUUCCUGAUUCAACAGUGUGUGAAGAAAACAUCUACCACACCAACAUGGACACAAAAAAAGGCAAGAAAAAAGCUAAAGUUAAAGAAAUGGAGACACCAUCAAAAUGUUUCUUUAUCCGAGAUGGUGGUAGUAGCAGAGAUCUUCUCGCACCAACCACAUCUGCCAAAUCCAUGAGAGAGUACAACCAGUUUGUUGAGAGUAUGGCACAACGAUCACAACUCCGAAGAGAAGCAGAAGAGAAGCACCUCAGUGUGAUAAGAAGCAGUACUCAAGGCUCUAGAUUAGGUCAGAUGAUAACCGGGGGCUCCUUGUCUUUAGAUAAAUCUCACUUUGAGCAGUAUGUGAUAGUAACUAACAAAUCACAUUCAAGCCAGUUUGAAUCUCUAGGAUUUCUUGUAGAACUCAACCCAAUAGCUGUUUUAGACUUUGAUCCUGAAUCAGCUGAACAUGGAUUGCAUCAUUACAUUGACCAGCAUAGCACAGUAAGUGUCCAUGUACCAGCACAGUAUAAAAUUACUGAAGGAGUUGAGGACAUUGCAAACAAGUUGAAAUUAACUCGAAACACCAGCUGGGUAUUCUGCAAUGGAGGCAUUAAGGAUGAGGCCCCCUCCGACAUUGACCAGUGGUUGAUGGACAAGGGAGCCUCGGUUCGAGAUGUGAUAUCUUUCUUGUGUCGGAAAGAUGUUCUUCCAAACAAGAAAUUCCUUGUCAUUUUCUUACUUUUGUCAAGAGUGAAUGAGAAGAUGGACCCCCUUGUUGAGACGUUUAGUACGUUCUGGCAAGAGCUCAGAGGCACAGAGCAAAUCCUUUGUGUAUGUGACAAUGAAAAAGCGUUUACGUCCUGGAGGGACCUCAUUGAUACUCGGUGUGGAGUUAACAUCUCUGGUAGAUGCAUAUAUGAGCUCAGUUUUGCAGAAGUCAAUGGUACUAUCCUUAGUCUUUGGUCAAAGAACCGCAGAUCCAAACGUUUCCUACCCUGUGGUGGAGGAAGCAACGUGCUUCUUGAGAGGAAAGUGGAGCGUAGCCUCAAUACUUUAGGAGUUCUCUCUGUGAACCAGUGUGAAGGAGGAAAUGAGGACAAAAUUGUCAUAGAGGAGAACUUCUACAAGGGAGGACAAGUGUCAUGGUGGAAUUUCUUUUUCUCUGAGCAGCCUGGAUCUACACCAUUCAUUAAACGAGACAAGUUUGACUACAUAAUGAACACAGUCCUACCAGAUUUGUGCACCCUGAGAAAAGCCUGUGUGUUGCUGAACCUCAUGCAUGUACCUGGAUGUGGUGGGACAACUUUGGCCAUGCACACAUUAUGGGCUCAUCGGGACAGAUUCCGUUGUGCUGUGCUCAAGAACAACAACGCUGACUUUACUGAAGUAGCUGGGCAAGUGGUCAAGCUUUUAAUGUAUGACCACGAGGAGCAGUCAAUAAGAGUCCCUGUUUUGCUGAUGAUAGAUGACUUUGAUGAUAUGGAAAAAGUGUUUGACUUACAGCAGCUCAUUGAAAAAGAAUGUGCAAAAAAUGACGUUCAGUCCAAGACUGCACAAAUAAUUCUCCUAAACUGCAUGAGGUCAGAAUCCCCUGAACUGAUUGAACCAACAACAGAUACUGUGUUCAUUGGGAAUAAUCUCUCUGACAAGGAACAGAAAAUGUUUGAGGAAAAACUUGUAGAAAUAGAGAAAACGCACAGGAAUGCUGAAACAUUCUAUGGUUUCAUGAUUAUGAAGAGGAACUUUAAGUCGGAGUAUAUUGAGGGUGUGGUCCGCAACACUCUGAAGAGCUUCAACAUGAACCAGAAACAUGCACAACUCUUGGCUGUUUUAGUUCUGCUGAAUGUUUACUGCAAGGGUGCCACUCUCUCUGUCUCUCUGUGUGAGGAAUUUCUUGAACUUCAACCAAAACCAUUUUGUGGAACCAUCAAAGUUGAAGAUGGAUUCUUGAAAUUUUCCACUUUAAUUUCCAGGUGCUCAGUGGAGGGAAAUGUGGUAUUCACUGCUGUGAAAAUUAUUCAUUCAAGUAUUGCGAAGCAAUGUUUGCAGGAACUUACAACAACACACAAUGUGAAGAAAGCUGAAAUUACUGACCUUCUACUGACUACAAACAAACUUUAUGAGAGCACACAAGGGAAAGGCAAUCUCCUGCAAGAUGUUCACCACAUUUUGGUGAGGAGAGAUUAUUCUGUAGAAGAGGAAUCCAAGUUCUCUCCGCUCAUUCAAGACAUUGCAAAUGAUACACCUGGACUGGAAGAGAUAGUGCUAAAAAAUGCCUCUAAACGAUUUGACAAAGAUGCCAUUGUCUGUCAGUUACUGGCCAGGUACUAUUACCUGAAAAAGAAAGAUUUCUCAGAGGCAAAAGUCUGGGCAGAGAAAGCAAAAGGCCUUUCCAAAGACAGCUCCUAUAUUGCAGACACAUCAGCACAAGUUAUUAAGCAUGAGCUUAAGUAUUCCAUCGCCAACCACAAAGAACAGCCCAUCAUUUCAGACAAACUGUACAUGUUUCUGAAAAUGGCUCAGUCGGCCAUAGAAGCAUUCAAGGAAACACAGAACCUUGCAAAGAAGGAGUCAAUUCAGAGAUCAAAAAUCAAAACAGAUAACUGCCCUUUCAAUACAGCAGGAUGUCUGGGAGAAAUUCAGGUUGGAGUACUUGUCAUUGAAGUGCUGGAAAAGACCCCUGUGUUUUCCUCUGACGCUGUCCGUCAUGACUUAAUGAGCCAGGUUCUCUCUGGAGAGGUUAAAGUUCAGGAUGUAGAAAGACAAGAUCCCAGACGCACCAAAAACAGACCCUAUUAUGUUAUUCUAAAUCAGUUUGAGGAUCUACUCUGCAGCCUCAAAUAUCGGAUGAAAAAACACUUUGACUUCCUUGACAAUUUUUACGUGAAUCUGGGUUCCAGAUUUGGAAUGAAGGACAGUCGUGAGCAAGUUUCCCAAAAUGAGCUUUUCAGAUGUUUCAGACAGUAUGCAAAGCUUUUUUGCCAGACAGAUUCUGCAUCUCUUUGGAAGAAUAAAAUGCUUCAUAACAAGCUGAAACUACACCAGACAAGACAGUUCCUAGAGAAGAACAAAGCUGAUACUUAUUCUGGGAUUCUCAAUUGUCUCUCAAAUAACAUCUCAACCGAAAUGAUGGAGAAGAUUGCCAGACAGUAUUACUUUCUUUGUGAGCAAAACCCAACUGCAAAGGAGAGAAUCAACUUCAUCUAUGUCAAUGUUGUGUUGAGUUGUAUCAAACUGGAAUCACAACAAAUUCUGCCAUACCAGCAGUUAAUAGAUUUCCUCAUCAAAGUUCAGUCUGAACAAAUUCCACUAGGUGACAAUUUGUCAUGGCUGUUCAUUGCAGUUGUGCUGUUCUGGCCACAGCCAAAUGGGUCAAAAUGGCGAAGUCUGGGAAAGUACAUCUCACAGAUGAAGCACUCUUAUUACACUGAGAUGAACGAAGUGUACAAUGGCAAGAGCCCCAUUGUCCAUUUUCUCCUAGGGAAGAAGCAGGGCUAUGGACAACUGGUACACAUUGGUGAGAUAAAGAAAUGCAUCACAGCUGGGCAGGAGCAGUUUGCCUCCAUGUGGGGGAAUGGCAAAAUAUGGAAAGAGAAGAAGGUGGUGGAGCUCCUUUGUAGGGUCACGGGUGAGGUCAGGGGCAACUUAAUAUUGGCAGAUACUUGCGCAGAUCUGAAGGUCGAAGUCGCUCCAAUGUACCGAAGUCAGAUAAGUGGACAUGGCGAGGGUUCAAAAGUGUCAUUCUUCAUUGGUUUCACGAUGAAAGGCCCUCUUGCCCUUGAUGUUGAACAAAACCUUUGAAGGAAUCUGUUCCAACAUUCUGUGUUUUUAGUUGAUGUCAGCAAAUGAAUCAUACAUAUUCAGUCUUGGGUUACUCCUCAUUGACAAUGCAACUUUUGUCCUCCCAGAUCAAAAAUUACUUUAUACAGCCUGAAAUAUAGUUUGUUAUCAUAUUGUUAUCAUAAAUCACUAUAUAUCGGAAAUGUCUUUGCAGAAUCCGUAGGUUGUAGACAGCAUUUAUAAAACAAUCUGUGAUAUAGAAACAUGCCAGACAGUCAAAUUGGAGGACAAUAUGAACAUUACCAUUUUUUUUAUUGCUGACGUGGCACUGAUGAUCUUUUUUACGUUUUUUCUUUAUUUUUUAUUAAAACGCUGAGACUUGAAUAUAGUUACAUAAUACAUAACAUAAUACAUUUUGCAAAAAAAAUGGUCCUAUAUUGAUACAAUUGACCUGUUUUAAAUAAUGUUUGAACAAUGUUUUAAAAUUUUAAAUGGGUUUUUAAAAGUGAGUGUCUUUUUUGUAUCCAACACUGAAAGGCAGUUCUUUUUUACCUUUAUUGUGUUGUAGUACAAUGCCUUUAUUUUGUUAAAAUAAAAAAGUGUUUGUUUUGUGUUUGCAUUCCACAAGAGACAGUGAUGAACAUUGGACUUUUUUAAUUCUUUUAUUUUGAAAUCAUGAUAACAUUAUUGAUUCAGCUCUUGUUUUUGACCAGAUAUUAAAAGGUUACUCAUUUUGCUCUUCUGUUGUUUUCUUUAUUCAUUGAUGUAUUUGAUGUUUGAAAUUCAAUUAUUUUUACCUUCAUCAUCAUGAAGUACAGUACCUUUGUCAUUUUAUUCAAACAAUGCUGUUUUGCAAUUUAUGAAAAGCUUCAAUGAACAUGAACUGUUUAAAAUCCUUUUACUUUCUAAUAAAGUUUAUUGUAACAAUGCUA
Messenger RNA from Mugil cephalus (flathead mullet), 6355 nucleotides. RefSeq names its product sterile alpha motif domain-containing protein 9-like. The record is from RefSeq and is a predicted model, not a curated record. Lineage: Eukaryota; Metazoa; Chordata; Actinopteri; Mugiliformes; Mugilidae. The transcript is spliced from 4 exons. The coding region runs from base 918 to 5444 and encodes 1508 amino acids. Gene Ontology annotation, cellular component: cytoplasm. Gene Ontology annotation, molecular function: protein binding.